GAAAGUACAUCUCUGGGAUUUUACUGCGGGCAAAGGGUUGUUAAUGAAUUAGGCUCGGGUUAAAAAACAACAGUGGUUGAUUACUUCAUGUUACUUUUGGUCCUUAAAAGCCCAGCUCCCUGCUGGUCAGACAAAUCCGGCGGAAUUAAGGAAACUCACUGGGGGCAUCCGAAGGGCGCCAUGCUAAAGAAACUGCUUCGGGGUCGGAUGCUCCUCCCGCUGAUCCUGGUCACCGGCAUUGGAGGCGGCUUCCAGUACGGAUUCAACAUGUCUUCCAUCAACGCGCCUUCAACGUUCAUUAAGGAAUUCAUUGCUGAGACGUGGGUCCAACGCUUUGGGAAUUCCGUGGACGGGACGACAGUGAAACUGCUCUGGUGCGUCAUUGUUUCGGUGUAUCCAAUUGGAGGACUGCUUGGAGCCUUAAGCGCCGGUCACCUCUCGGUGAAAUACGGGAGGAAGAAUGCUUUACUGUUCAACAACAUUGUGGCCAUUACAGCUGCGAUAAUCAUGAUGUUCAGCAAGAGGGUCCAGUCGUUUGAGAUGAUUCUGGUAGGCCGACUUCUGUACGGCAUUAAUGCAGGUAUUGGCCUCAACGUUCACAGUAUGUAUCUCGGGGAAAGUGCACCAAAAGAACUGCGAGGCCUGGUGUCCCUGACUCGUGCGAUGUUCGUUGCCUUUGGUAAAUUCAUAGGACAAGUGAUUGGACUCGGGGAGAUUUUGGGAACAGAGAGUGCCUGGCCCUUGUUGUUGGCCUUCAGCGGUCUCCCUGCCCUCAUCCAGCUCGUCCUCCUGCCCUGGUUCCCAGAGAGCCCCAGAUACUUGCUGAUUGACAGGGGUGACAAGGACUUGUGUGUGGACGCUCUCCGCAGACUCUGGGGUCAGGGAGAUUUCUUUGAGGAAGUUCAAGACAUGGAGGCGGAACAAGCCGCAUCAAAAGGCGAGCGAGCAAAGACGGCCUGUGAGCUGUUCCAAGACCGCUCAGUGCGGUGGCAACUGAUCACCAAUAUCAUGCUGACUGUCGCCAUGCAGCUGUGUGGUAUCAAUGCAAUCUAUUUCUAUUCCUCCGAGGUAUUCCAGGAAGCUGGAAUUCCUGACUGGACGAUACCAUAUGUGGUGGUGGGGGCAGGGGCCACACUGCUGCUCACGUCAGUGGUCAGUGGGUUGUUCAUUGAGCGAGAUGGGAGAAAGGCCUUGUUGUGGAAAGGAUAUGGUUUAAUGACACUGUGGGCAGCUCUCCUGUGUGUCGCUCUGCCUCUGCAGCAUCAGUUCACCUGGUUGCCGUACUGCAGCGUAUUCCUCAUUUUUGCCUACAUUUUCAGUUAUGGCAUUGGUCCAGCGGGUGUGACUGCAAUCAUUCCCUUCGAAAUCUUUACUCAGCCAUACCGGCCUGUUGCCUUCAUGAUUAAUGGCUCCUUCCAGUGGCUAGGACUCGUCCUCAUGGGAAUGAUCUUCCCGUAUAUUGUGGAGGGACUGGGUCCAUUCUGCUUCCUCAUAUUCCUGGGCGACUGUUUGAUCAUUGCCGUGUACGUCUUCAUCAUUUUGCCAGAAACUAAAGGGAAAACUGUUCUGGAGAUCACAGGAGAGUUUCGGAAAAUAAACCGGAAGAGGAUGGGGGGCAGCUCGGUGGCAAUUCGUAGAAGACUGUCUCAGAACGUUCCAGAGGUCUUUGUCAUUGCUACCAAACUGUAAGAGGUUAGCAUCAAAAACUGCAACAGAUGCAACCACUGGAAGGUGGUGAGUGAGAUACAGCUCUGAGCUCAGAUCCUUUUGUGGGCUGCAAUUCCAGUCAGUAUGCUGACAUUGUGGAAACUAUUUCUACAACUGGGGUGGGCACUGAGGCUCUGGAUGUUGGAUUUGUUAUAUUUUUUGAAUGGUUUUGGUUGAAAAUAACAAGGCUGUAAUUACUUUGUCUGGUUUCGCCUUUUGCUGUUAGUGGGUUUGAUUCACUCUGUGUUCUCGGUUGAAUUUUUGCUGAGGGUUGUAAGGAGCCUACUGUUAACAUAGAAUAAAGAAACAAAGUGCCUUUUGCACCCUUGGGCUGAGCAGAAGCAUCUUACAGCCUGUCAAGUAACUAAUGUAGGAGGCACAGCAGUCAAUGUGUGCACAGCAUAAACAGCAAUAUGAUAAUGACCAAUCUGUUUUGUUGUGAGAAUCCUGCUGCUCCACGGACUAGUGUUAUGGGAAUGUUUUAAUAUGAUGCAAAAGGGAAAAUGUGCCUCUUUCGUCCUCUGUGCUGCAUUGGAGAAUUAGCUUAGACGGUUGGGUUUGAGAAUGUGGAACAGGACAAAAUCACAGUUUGUAAAUUGAGGAGAGAUACCUCUGCCUCAGCCACAGCAGACAGAAAGGUGACAUGAAAAUGUUACCUGCCAGUGGAGUGCUGUGAUGCUGUUACACAGGUUUUGGUGGUGUCUCUUAAAUUUUAAUAUUCUAAAAGUGUCUGUAGUCUCUAUUGAUUUGAUUUUGGAUUUUGUAGCAGUGUCUCACAGUUGGGUUCAGAGACAUGGUUUCCAUAAAAAUGAGUGUAAAACGGUCAAACUAUUGAACAACUUGCCCAUUAUAUCGUUUAGGGAGGGAAUUUAGUGAGCACAGUCCCACUCGGUCUCUUCAUUGCCCUUUGCCAUGGUCUAGGAAGUCCUUGUCUUGGCCAUUUCCAGUAUGCUGUUAAAUGCGAUUCACACCGCACACUCCACAAGCAUUGGCUGGGAGCAGGAGUUCUGGGCUUAAGUAAUCAGCUGGCACUUCUGUUCCACUGCUCCCAGCUCUUAACAUAACACCCUCUGAUUGGACUUUCUGCAUAGCUCAGUGACCGCCCUUUCCAAAGUUCUGCUUACAUUAGUUUCAACUUGCAGAAAGUCAAAGUGUACCAUCAGGAGUGAAAACUAGGUGAUCAAUAUGUUGGAAAAGUCCUAGUUGUUUUCUCCACUCCAGUGCUUACUUUUUGGGAUCUAAUUUAACAUUAAUUGGAGACUUGAGCUGUCUCUCUGGGAUUUCAGUUUACUGCUUAGAUUUAUUGCUCUCUGCGCUUGCUGGAAAGGUUUCGGGGCUCAGUGCCUUCCUGUGAGUUGAUCUGAGGAUUCUGACAAGAUCUUUCUCUAGUUACAUGUGGGCACAGGGAGAAAGUGCAAAUUCCACACACACCACCUGAGGCAAGGCACAAACAUAGGUCACGAGAGCUCUGAGACAGCACCAUUACCUGUGGGGCCGCUGUGCAUCCGGAUUUUAAGUAAGUGACUGAUAUAAAAAGGCCAUUGUGGUUGUAAAAUGGCCAUCUCAAUCAGCAGAUGGGUAUGGUUGACCAGUGAAAAUGAAAUAAUGCCAGUCUUGUUACAAACCUCUAAGCAUUCCGUUUCUUUUUUCUGUGCAAGCCAAAUACCUUCACAACACUAAUACUGCAGAAACAAACUCAUGUUCCUCUCAGUUCACCACACCUAUUAUGGUGAGUUGAUAUGCAGAGGAAUGAUAGUAAAGAUUUUAUUCAUAAUAUAUACAGUAAAUACAAUUGGGAUGUCUUUUUCUCCAUUCAUUCUAUCAUCAAUUCAAUCCAUUCUCUUACAAAGCAUCAAAGCCACUCUGGUAUCCAGGUUGACAAAGAUUACAGUUCUGUUCUUCAUCUUAAAGCCAGCUGGUUGAUACCUUCACCAACAGUAGCUAGGGUUGUUGGAGCACACUGCAAGCUCGUGGGACCAGCCUCAGCAACUCAUUUACGUUGUAAGGGAAUCUCCAUCAUACCUUCAUGGUGAACCUAAGGUGAUGAGUUUACACUGGGACUUCACAGGCAAGUCCUUCCAAAGAGUUCAUAUGUUAGUAUGUGAAAACUGGGAAGGUACUGGCUGAACACCAAACUCGACAGGGUAACUGACCAGAAGCUUAAACUACUUGUUGAUCACGGAGCACUCUAUCUUUUUGACAUUUUCAAGUCUUAUUUAUUUGACCUGUUAAAGAUUGCCUGUUGAUACCCAGUGACCCUUGAUGAGAUCAUCAAAUGGGUGCUAAGCUGAGGUGAAGCCUCCUUUUACAUCAUGCUGUGCUUUGUACUGAUGCAUCUGAUGCACUCCUGAUGUAUGUUCUACAUUUAUUGUUUACU
Mobula hypostoma (lesser devil ray) is the source of this 4084-nucleotide messenger RNA. RefSeq names its product solute carrier family 2, facilitated glucose transporter member 11-like. The record is from RefSeq and is a predicted model, not a curated record. Gene Ontology annotation, molecular function: hexose transmembrane transporter activity. The transcript is spliced from 12 exons. Gene Ontology annotation, cellular component: plasma membrane. Gene Ontology annotation, biological process: monosaccharide transmembrane transport. The coding region runs from base 88 to 1689 and encodes 533 amino acids. NCBI's taxonomy places the organism in Eukaryota, Metazoa, Chordata, Chondrichthyes, Myliobatiformes, Myliobatidae.